Molecule: messenger RNA, 4090 nt
Organism: Pteropus alecto (black flying fox)
Lineage: Eukaryota; Metazoa; Chordata; Mammalia; Chiroptera; Pteropodidae
Gene: ZNF746
Product: zinc finger protein 746
Exons: 6
Coding region: 2609-4090 (493 amino acids)
Biological process (GO): regulation of DNA-templated transcription
Source: RefSeq, a predicted model, not a curated record
CGUCUCCUUUCUCUGCCCACCGCUCUGCCCUGCGUCCCUACCCCCCAGCUCCCCCCAGCGGCCUGGUGGCACCUGGGAGGUGUCCGGAGCGGCAUGGAUUCCGCAGACGCCGAGUACCCCCUGAGUGCCCAGCUCUUCGGAGUCCGGGCGGAAGACAGCUGCCCCCGUUCGUAGAAGCAGGCAGGGCCCCGGCCCCGUUAGGCAUCAUUUUGUCCUCACAGCAAACCUAGAGGGUAGGUACUCAUUCUCUCUGUCAUGCAAGAGAAAAUCCUGAGGCCUAAAGAAGUUAACUGGCCCAGGAUCGCUCCGCUACGAAGUGUGUGAAAAGACAGUCUGUGUUCAGGGGCAGCAGACAGGUCCCCUGGCAAGAAUAGUGCAAAACAGAGGUGAGUGCUUUCUGCGUCGAGGUAGGAACGUGCUUGCGAGGCAGGGGCAGGAGAGGGCAGGGGCCCGGCCUCUGCUCUCCGCUCCCUUCCCGGCCUGUGCCUCUGAUUUGAGCUGGGCUCCGAGGGAAGGCUAGGAUUUCAGGUCUGGAGGACGGCAGGGGGGCACAGAGGGGCGCCCCGCGUGCUCAAGGAACGAAAAGGUGGCCUGGCACCUGGAAAAGACGGCUUUAGUCGUCAGGCAGUGGGAGAGGAGGCUGCAGGGAAUUGAAAGGGCUUUGAAUACCUGGACUUCCCCGCCAUGGGCGAGGAGCUGUUGAAGGAUCUGGAAUUCUCUCACCAUCAGCCCCUCUCAAGCAGAGUUUUCUGCUUCCCUGGCGGAAGUCCGGGGCAGCACCAUAUUGUCCAGCCGCACUUUAGUAAGGAGCUGGGCCUGAGCAGAAACAGUCGCCCCUCCCACCAAAGAGUGCGAAGGCCUUACAUGCGGCACCCUGGCUCGUUCAAGUGGUAAGAAAACCGUAUAGAUGCCUUAGCGUUUCUACAGCAGGAGUUUGUGCAGAUGCCCUUUCCUGCAGUGCAAAGGUGGCCGCGACGGCAGUCAAGUGCACUUGGAGGCCGAGCGACUGGGACUUCAGUGGAUGGGGAGCUGGGUGAUGAAGCGAGAGGACACUUCUGGAGGAUACUCUUGGAGGCCGAGACCAAAGGGCUGGGACUGAUCAGAGAGGGCGAGCAGGGGCAGGGGUAGAGGUGCCAGCCCAGUGCAGUCCCGGCCACCUCAGGGCAGAACACCUGCCUCUGGAGAGCAGGGGUUGCACCCACAUCCAGUUGUCAUCCUCCACAGCUCUCUGUCUAUCCAGCUCCUCCCCAUCCUUUGAGACGGCAGCUAAAACCCUUCUUCAGGUCAGAGGUCAUCUGGUCCAGCCUCCCCACAACCAACCAGAUUCUCCCAUGCUCCAUCCUUGACAGUUUUUUUUUUUUUCCGGUUUCCCUUCAGACUCUCCUGUCACUGUUUUCUGAGGUGUCCACCUGUGUUCUACUUCUCAGUGACUUUCUCUAAAUGAAUCCACAGUGUUUGCUAGUAGUCACUUUAUUUUGCAAACAGUCACCAACCAUUUGUUCAGGACCCAUUUCCAGAAUGUUGUAAGGAACUGUCGAUCCGCAGGCGCUGCCGGGAAAAGGCCCGGUAGUGGGGUCCCCUGUCGGACCCCCAGGUGCGACCCUGCAGUGCGGGUGGGUAGGUGGGCCGGCCCUUUCACUUUCCUCAACUGCCGGUCCUUCGAGCCACCGUGCGAACUUCCCAGCACCAGGGAAGUCGCUGGCUGAGGAAGCACCACGACUUCACGACGGGUGCCGUGUGUAUAAGAGUCAAACCUAAUGGCAUGUGUCACCUCCCCCACAGUCUGUAAGGUGUGUCGCUGAGCCUGGGACAGCUACAAGAAUGUCUGAGACCAUAAUUCUUCCCUUGGGAGGCGGGGCAGGGGAGAAAAAGUCAAUCUCGGGGGCCCAGGGGACUCAUGCUGUAGCAAAGUCUAACUUUGGUGGAGAUUUGCAGUAAUGGUGCUUUUUGUUUGGGGAGGGGGUGGGUGGCUGGGGAGGGGACAAAAUCGGGUUGUCUUGUGGGGAGAGGAAUUAGCCGUUAGAUUUUGAUGUUUAUUAAAAAGAGACACGAGAUGCUUUUUUAAAAAAGCAGUUGAGCAAUGCCCUUGUUUGUGCCGUUUCAGUGAACCAGCUGUUUUUUUGCUAGGUCAUCGUCGGUAGACAGUUCCUGUGCGAUUAUGAUGGGAGGUACUGGCUGGGCUCUAGUAAAUCUGCAGUUUGCUGUUUCUCCACUAAAACACCCCAGCAGUGCUCAGUCACCGUUUAUUUAGCAGAAUUGCACUGGGCGCCUGCCUCGGGCCAUGCGCUGUGCCAUGAAAGGGGGCGGUGAGGUGGACACGGGAGCUGACCGUAGGGUGGUGAGCAUCACCAAGGGGUCUGCACGGCGUGCUGCGAAAGCCUGGAGGAAGGCAGGAGCCCAGACAUGGGUGACGUCUGAGACACCCAGGGGAGCUAACCAGUAGGCUGAGCUCUGGCAAGCGGCAGAGGGAUUCCCACUUUUCACAUGCUAACCCCUGCCCCCAGCCCGGCUCCCCCUCGCCUACGGGAGCUGGGCCCAUGGAACGUGGCCGGUGGACUAAUUGAUGGUGAUCUUCUGUCUUUAUUUCUGAAAGAUUUCUCCGUGGACAAUGGCAGCUACGAUUCAGGCCAUGGAGAGGAAGAUCGAAUCGCAGGCUGCCCGCUUGCUUUCCCUAGAAGGUCGAACUGGCAUGGCCGAGAAGAAGCUGGCCGACUGCGAGAAGACGACCCUGGAGUUCGGGAACCAGCUGGAGGGCAAGUGGGCCGUGCUGGGGACGCUGCUGCAGGAGUACGGGCUGCUGCAGAGGCGGCUGGAGAACAUGGAGAACCUGCUGAGGAACAGGAACUUCUGGGUCCUGCGGCUGCCCCCGGGCAGCAAGGCGGAGGCCCCCAAGGAGUGGGGCAAGCUGGACGAGUGGCAGAAGGAGCUCUACAAGCACGUGAUGAGGGGCAACUACGAGACGCUGGUCUCCCUGGACUACGCCAUCUCCAAGCCCGAGGUCCUCUCCCAGACCGAGCAAGCAAAGGAGCCGUGCAGCUGGCGCCGCGCCGGCCCGAAGGUUCCAGACGUUCCCGUGGACCCGAGUCCAGGCUCGGGGCCCCCGGUUCCUGCCCCUGACCUCUUAAUGCAGAUCAAGCAAGAGGGCGAGCUCCAGCUCCAGGAGCAGCAGGCUCUGGGGGUAGAGGCGUGGGCCGCCGGACAGCCGGACAUCGGGGAGGAGCCGUGGGGCCUCAGCCAGCUGGACUCCGGAGCAGGAGAUGUCUCCACAGAUGCCACCUCUGGCGUCCACACCAACUUUUCAACCACUAUCCCACCGACUUCCUGGCAGGCGGACCUCCCUCCCCACCACCCCUCCUCCGCGUGCUCGGACGGGACCCUGAAGCUCAACGCAGCGGCCUCCACGGAAGAUGUAAAAAUUGUGAUCAAAACAGAAGUCCAAGAAGAGGAGGUGGUGGCCACACCAGUGCACCCUACUGACCUAGAGGCCCACGGGCCCCUGUUUGGACCGGGGCAGGCCACCAGGUUCUUCCCCAGUCCGGUCCAGGAAGGAGCCUGGGACAGCCAGGGCGGCUCGUUCCCCAGCCAGGACCCUGUGCUGGGGCUGAGAGAGCCCGCCAGGCCUGAGCGGGACAUGGCUGAGCCCAGCCCGGCGGUGGCCCAGGACGAGGCCCCUCCAGGGGACUGGCUCUUUGGGGGGGUCCGGUGGGGCUGGAAUUUCAGGUGUAAGCCUCCCGUGGGCCUGAACCCGAGGACUGGGCCUGAGGGUCUGCCCUUCCCCUCCCCUGACAACGGAGAGGCUGUGCUGGACCCCGGCCAGGCCCCGAGACCCUUCAGUGACCCCUGUAAAUACCCUGGCCGGACCAAAGGCUUCGGCCACAAGCCAGGCCUGAAGAAGCACCCAGCGGCGCCCCCGGGGGGGCGGCCCUUCACCUGCGCCACGUGCGGGAAGAGCUUCCAGCUGCAGCUGAGCCUGAGCCCUCCCCUGACAACGGAGAGGCUGUGCUGGACCCCGGCCAGGCCCCGAGACCCUUCAGUGACCCCUGUAAAUACCCUGGCCGGACCAAAGGCUUCGGCCACAAGCCAGGCCUGA